AUGGGUUCCGGCGCUUCAAAACCCGUGCGCUCAGCUGCAGGCGCAGCGACACGGCGCCAAUAUCCUAAAAGUGCACCUCCGCCUCCAAAGACGCCCGCCACAGCACCGAAAAAGACAAAACAGCCAGCAGCAAACCCUACACCCUCACCUACACCUUCGUCAAAAUCCUCGCAAGCCCAAGCCCAAGUCCCGCGCCCUACACCGCAAGGCCCAACAUAUCACUCUACGGAACAACCGUCUACCACGAAGUCUAACGCAAUCGAUCUCGACGGUCGCGAUCCGGAUUUCGCCGCCUCCCUCCGCUCAAUAGGCCCCGUCGACCCGUCCGGCAACUUUUCACAUCCGAACCCAUUCAACCGCGGCACAGUCCAAACUGUCUUUCCUACAGCUUCCAAUCCCGCUCUACUAGUCGUCACUGCACGGCAACGAAUUACUAAAGCUGCGCAAGACGAGUCCAGUGCCGUUGGGAAUGUGAAUUUCGCAGGACGACAGUUCCUAGACUCCCUGACUAUCCACCAAGCAUUGACUAUGCGUGAUCAGCAGGGUUUGCCGAUCGGGGAGAUUGAGAGGAUGUUAAGAUUGAAGCAAGGUACUAUGGGGAAAUUGGGAGAGAAGGGUAUUGUCUCGCGGGCUGGAUGA
This is a messenger RNA of Penicillium angulare, 639 nucleotides long. RefSeq lists its product as uncharacterized. The transcript is spliced from 2 exons. The coding region runs from base 1 to 639 and encodes 212 amino acids. The record is from RefSeq and is a predicted model, not a curated record. Lineage: Eukaryota; Fungi; Ascomycota; Eurotiomycetes; Eurotiales; Aspergillaceae.